This is a messenger RNA of Trichobilharzia regenti, 691 nucleotides long. NCBI's taxonomy places the organism in Eukaryota, Metazoa, Platyhelminthes, Trematoda, Strigeidida, Schistosomatidae. The record is from the annotation of a GenBank genome assembly.
GGCCCUUGUCUUCUGUUGUUACAUUUGGUGUCGCUGCCUACCGACAAAUGGAAAGCCUAUGCCCUGCUGUUUUUGAUGGAGACAUAUGGAUCUUCGGGCAGGACUUCAAGGCUUCUGCGCAGUUGAGUGGCGUUCAAGAUCUGUCAGCGAUGGAGCUGCUACUUGGGACGCUGCUGGGAGGUCGGGUGAAAGCAGCAUAUGAAAGUGUAAGCCGAAGUAUGGACGAAUGUUCGACAGGGUCAGGCAAACAGUUUCCAAAGUGGGAAGGACCAUAUAUGGUCACUUCGAGAUGGGGUUACGCAGACACAGUCGCAAUGGCGAACAAUAAGAGGCGCGUGAACGUCAGCGAGCUCCAGAAAUGGAUACAGCGAGACAAGCCAACGAUGACGCCUGCACCAAGUAGAUCAAGCCGACUUCAGUCGCACGUAUUUGACGGGGGGACGAGUGUGGUGAGAGCAGGCUGCUGGCCGAUUGGUUGACACUAAGCUACAUUAAUAUGGGCCGUGAGAAAAUAUGAACAAGGCUGAGUCAACAACCAAUCACAGCAAAGUUAACGUGGCAAAAUAUGAUUCGCAGAUAGAGAACUCUAUUUGUCGAGGAAUCCCGAAACAACCAAUCAGAAGCCUGCGUUUGUCUGCCUAACUUCUGAUAAACAACCAAUCAGAUGACUGCGCUUGUCUAUAAUAAUGUA